Molecule: messenger RNA, 312 nt
Organism: Priapulus caudatus
Lineage: Eukaryota; Metazoa; Priapulida; Priapulimorpha; Priapulimorphida; Priapulidae
Product: hematopoietic prostaglandin D synthase-like
Exons: 2
Coding region: 1-312 (103 amino acids)
Biological process (GO): glutathione metabolic process
Molecular function (GO): glutathione transferase activity
Source: RefSeq, a predicted model, not a curated record
AUGCCUACCUACAAGUUAUCAUACUUCAACGGCCGUGGCCGUGGCGAGACGGCCCGGAUUCUGUUCGCAUCGGCUGGAGUCAAGUUUGAGGACCACCGGAUCGAGAUGGCAGACUGGCCCAAGAUUAAACCAAGUAAUUACCUGUCCCUGGCCGACAUCUACACAUUCACGCUCCUGCAACCGCUGCUGGAUGACUCAGCCAAGGCUGCAGCCUUCAAGGACCACGGCGCCAUUAAGGAACAUGUGAAGCGCAUCGGAGCGGUGCCUGCCAUCAAGAAAUACCUCGAUAGCCGUCCAAACACUUUCUUCUAA